AUGGACCACUCGCUCGCCUACACCCCUGAGCGCGGGGAGGAGCUCAAGAGCAACCUCGACGAGGUGCUGAAGGAGAUUGACGAGGCGAAGCCCUCUGGCUCGAACGUGAGUUGCAUACGCUCCCAGCUGAGUCGACCCCGAGAAUUAGCUGACAGUCAGCCCCGCCUCGUUGCUAUCAGCAAGAUCAAGCCUCCCUCAGACAUUCAGGCGCUGUACGACGCGGGCCACCGCCACUUCGGGGAGAAUUACAUCCAAGAGCUGGCCGAGAAGGCGCCCCUGCUGCCCAAGGACAUUUGCUGGCACUUUGUCGGUUCCUUGCAGUCGAACAAGUCCAAGAUGCUCGCGGCCAUUCCGAACCUGUUCGUGCUCGAGACUCUGAGCUCCGAGAAGCUCGCAGGUACGCUGCAGAAGGCCCUCCACGCCCUGCCGGAGGAGAGGACGAUGCGGGUGUACCUCCAGGUCAACACGAGUGGGGAGGACAACAAGUCGGGUCUCCCGCCGCUGAAGGGGACGGACCAGGGGCAGGAACUCGCCAAGCUCGCCCUGCACGUUGUCAAUGACUGUGAUCGCCUCGAGCUCGCUGGCGUCAUGACUAUUGGCAGCUUUGAGCACUCGCAUGCCGCGGGCGAGAACCCCGACUUCCUCACGCUCAAGGAGACGAAGAAGUAUCUCGAGGAGAUUCUGAAGGAGGCCGGAAAGGAACGAGACCUCGAGAUCUCAAUGGGCAUGAGCGCCGACUUUGUCGAGGCGGUCAAGGAGGGCAGCAGCAGUGUACGUGUUGGAACGAGGAUCUUUGGCGCUCGCCCGAAGAAGAAGUAG
Trichosporon asahii var. asahii CBS 2479 is the source of this 819-nucleotide messenger RNA. RefSeq lists its product as uncharacterized. Gene Ontology annotation, molecular function: pyridoxal phosphate binding. The coding region runs from base 1 to 819 and encodes 272 amino acids. The record is from RefSeq and is a predicted model, not a curated record. The transcript has a single exon. Gene Ontology annotation, cellular component: intracellular anatomical structure. NCBI's taxonomy places the organism in Eukaryota, Fungi, Basidiomycota, Tremellomycetes, Trichosporonales, Trichosporonaceae.